Molecule: messenger RNA, 1509 nt
Organism: Biomphalaria glabrata
Lineage: Eukaryota; Metazoa; Mollusca; Gastropoda; Planorbidae
Product: circumsporozoite protein-like
Exons: 3
Coding region: 1-1509 (502 amino acids)
Source: RefSeq, a predicted model, not a curated record
AUGUGCCAGAGCUUUCAAGUCAUUAAUGUUAAUGUUAAUGUUUAUGCUAAUGCUAAUGCUAAUGUUUAUGCUAAUGCUAAUGUUUAUGCUAAUGCUAAUGUUAAUGUUUAUGCUAAUGCUAAUGUUAAUGUUUAUGCUAAUGCUAAUGUUAAUGUUUAUGCUAAUGCUAAUGCUAAUGUUAAUGUUUAUGCUUAUGCUAAUGUUAAUGUUUAUGCUAACGCUAAUACUAAUGCUAAUGUUAAUGUUUAUGCUAAUGUUAAUAUUUAUGCUAAUGUUAAUGUUUAUGCUAAUGCUAAUGCUAAUGUUUAUGCUUAUGUUAAUGCCAAUGCUAAUGUUAAUGUUUAUGCUAAUGCUAAUGUUUAUGCUAAUGCUAAUGUCAAUGCUAAUGUCAAUGUUAAUGUUAAUGUUUAUGCUAAUGUUAAUGCUAAUGUUAAUGCUAAUGUUUAUGCUUAUGCUAAUGCUAAUAUUUAUGCUAAUGCUAAUAUUUAUGCUAACGCUAAUGCUAAUGUUAAUGCUAAUGUAAAUGCUAAUGUUAAUGUUUAUGCUAAUGUUAAUGUUUAUGCUAAUGCUAAUGUUUAUGCUUAUGCUUAUGCUAAUGUUUAUGCUAAUGCUAAUAUUUAUGCUAACGCUAAUGCUAAUGUUAAUGUUUAUAUUAAUGUUAAUGUUUAUGCUAAUGCUAAUGCUAAUGUUUAUGCUUAUGUUAAUGCCAAUGCUAAUGUUAAUGUUUAUGCUAAUGCUAAUGCUAAAGCUAAUGUUUAUGCUAAUGCUAAUGUUAAUGUUUAUGCUAAUGUUUAUGCUAAUGCUAAUGUUAAUGCUAAUGUCAAUGUUAAUGUUUAUGCUAAUGUUAAUGCUAAUGUUUAUGCGUAUGCUUAUGCUAAUGUUUAUGCUAAUACUAAUAUUUAUGCUAACGCUAAUGCUAAUGUUAAUGCUAACGCUAAUGCUAAUGUUAAUACUAACGCUAAUAUGUAUGCUAACGCUAAUGCUAAUGUUAAUGCUAACGCUAAUGCUAAUGUUAAUGUUAAUGUUAAUGCUAAUGUUAAUGUUAAUGCUAAUGUUAAUGUUAAUGCUAAUGUUAAUGUUAAUGUUAAUGCCAAUGCUAAUGUUAAUGUUAAUGCUAAUGUAAAUGCUAAUGUUAAUGCUAAAUCUAAUGUUUAUGCUAAUGUUAAUGCUAAUGUUUAUGCGUAUGCUUAUGCUAAUGUUUAUGCUAAUACUAAUAUUUAUGCUAACGCUUAUGUUAAUGCUAACGCUAAUGCUAAUGUUAAUGCUAACGCUAAUAUUUAUGCUAACGCUAAUGUUAAUGCUAACGCUAAUGCUAAUGUUAAUGCUAGUGUUAAUGCUAAUGUUAAUGCUAAUGUUAAUGCUAAUGUUAAUGUUAAUGCUAAUGUUAAUGUUAAUGUUAAUGCUAAUGUUAAUGCUAAUGUUAAUGCUAAUGUUUAUGCUAAUGUUAAUGUUUAUGCUAAUGUUUAUGCUAAUGCUAAUGUUAAUGCUAAUGUUAAUGCUAAAUGCUAA